AUGCCUGCGUGGAAAACUACCAACGCAGGCAAGUCAGCCAAGUCAACUCCUGCCGCCGCUGCCGUCGCCCUUCCCUGGCGAGACGUGCGCGUGCCUGCAGGGCAGGUGAAGAGGGAGACAGGAGUGGAGGCCGAGCAGCAGCAGCAGCAGCCAGUGGUGAUUGAAUUGCUCGGAGAUGGUACUGAUGGGGGUGCUGGUGGCGCUGCCGGUGCUGCUGGGAGGAACGGGGCAGAGGUGGAUGCAAGGGGGGCGUCGAGUGUGGGAGCAGCACAGACGGCAGAGUCAGGGCAUGAAGACCGGUCGUCUCUGGGCAAUCGAAACAGUGGGCGCGGGAGAGAGGCGAGUCACGGGAGAGUGGGAGGAGUGGGAGGGAGGGGAGUUGGGGGGAGUGGGGGUGUGGGGGCAGGGGCAGGAGUGCGUGGGGGGAGUGGGGCGAACUGGUUUGGGGAUCGGGGAGGGGAGGACAAUCCGAUCAAUCUGAGUGAUAGUGAGGGGGAGGAGGAGUUACCAGCAACGAAUGCUGCUGUGGGAAGGGCCGUACCCAGUAGCUCUGAUCAACCCCUGCAGCAGAAGGGGCAGCAGGGACAGCAGGGGCGGGUGCAACAGCAGCAGCCGGGGCAGCAGGUGCAGGGGCAGCAGCAGCGGUAUGAGGGGCAGAGAGCAGAUGUGAACACAUUGCUGGAUGUGUGGAGGGACGACCGGAGGGCCGAGCCAACGAGCACAUUCAACCGCUCCUAUGGUGCAGUUGAGAGAGCAGACACGUAUGGCGCUGCUGCUGCUGGUGGUGUUGGUGCUGCUGGUGCUGGUGCUGCUGGUGCUGGUGCUGGUGCUGGUGGUGCUGGUGCUGAUGCUGAUGCUAGUGGGAUGGUGCAGGGGCAGGAGGAGCGGGGGCAGGAGGAAGGGGAGGAGAAGGAGGUGGAGUGGAGGAGAGAGGAAGGGGAUUUGGGAGAGAAUCAGCAGGAGGAGCAGCAGGGGGAGGGAGAGAUGGUGGGACCUGGGAGGGCGCGAGAGGCAGGGCGGAGAGUGGUGCGUUUCAGCUGA
Messenger RNA from Closterium sp. Yama58-4, 1041 nucleotides. The record is from the annotation of a GenBank genome assembly. NCBI's taxonomy places the organism in Eukaryota, Viridiplantae, Streptophyta, Zygnematophyceae, Desmidiales, Closteriaceae.